Molecule: messenger RNA, 2303 nt
Organism: Acaromyces ingoldii
Lineage: Eukaryota; Fungi; Basidiomycota; Exobasidiomycetes; Exobasidiales; Cryptobasidiaceae
Product: glucose dehydrogenase
Exons: 2
Coding region: 381-2210 (609 amino acids)
Molecular function (GO): flavin adenine dinucleotide binding; oxidoreductase activity, acting on CH-OH group of donors
Source: RefSeq, a predicted model, not a curated record
AGAGGUAGCCAACAUUCAAGAUCAGCUCAAAAGAUAGGAUAGCGGGGUGCUGAAGAAGGCAGAUUUAAAAGAAAGUGACAAACUUGAUGAGCAGACCGACGUCCGGGGCUGCGCCUGUGGUAGUAGUAGUGUUCUAUAGUCGUAGGUGGCACUCCAGCUGAGGAAGCAGCUAUUUCGUAGAUGAAAGGCUACGUAGGUAAUUCAGGCUUAUUUUGGUUCGGUGAUGAUCUUGCUAGCGUUUAGCUGCCUCGGCUUGCUUUCAACGCUAAGAAAAGAGUAAGCCACCACCGACCCCGCAAUGGAACAUCGCGCUAUGUGGGGCACGAGAGCAGGAACAGGUCUGGCUCGGAACACCACCUACCAGACCAACAAAGAUCAGCAUGUUCGGAGGACCCAAGCCCUACACACACCCGUCUGCGUACGCCACCUCGACGAAUGAGGAGGCCAAGCGCUACGACUAUGUCAUUGUUGGAGCUGGCACGGCAGGCAGCGUCCUGGCUAGCCGCCUGAGCGAAGACCCACAGAAGAGCGUGCUGGUCCUUGAGGCGGGCAAGGAUUGCACGGGCAUUCUCGAGACAAAGAUCCCGCUCACGUUCUCUAAGCUCUUCCAUGGCGAGCACGACUGGGACUACUACACGACCCCACAGCCCAAGGUCGAUGGAAGGAGCCUGUACUGGCCCCGUGGUCGCAUGAUCGGUGGCAGCUCUUCGAUGAACGCCAUGAUGUACCACCACGGCUCCCACAGCGACUACGAUGAAUGGGCCCAGCUCGGCUGCAAGGGCUGGGGCUACAAGGAUCUGUCGCAUUACAUGCGCAAGUCGGAGCGCUUCACACCCAACAAGAACAGGCCUCUCAUCGACGCCCUUCACCGUGGCGACUCCGGCAAUUGGCACACCGGCUACUCGUACCUCACCGAGGUGGGCGAGAAGGGCUUCCUGGGCGCAUGCAAGGACGUCGGCAUCGACUACAAUGCAGACAUUAACACCGCUGCUGGAUCUAUGGGUGUUACGCGCUUCCAGACGUUCAUUGAUGCAAAGGGCCAGCGCUCCUCCGCCGCCACAGCUUACCUCCCCGCUGAGGUGAGGAAGCGUGCGAACCUUCACAUUGCCGUCGAUGUUCGCGUGUCGAAGAUCCUCGUCGAGGGCAAAAAGGCUGUCGGUGUUGAGCUGCUACAGAAGAAAGGCGGCCAGCGAUACCAUGUCGCUGCCAACAGCGAGGUGAUUCUCUGCGGUGGAGCUAUCAACUCACCCCAGACGCUUCUCCUAUCGGGCAUUGGUCCUCGCGAGGAGCUGGAGCGUCUCGGCAUCUCCGUCGUCCACGAGAACGACUCGGUUGGCCGGCACUUGCUGGACCACUUUUGCACCUCGGGCAUCCUCUGCAAAGCCAAGCCCCAGCACACUCUCGAUUACCUCGGCAGCGAUAUCAAAGCUAUUCCUAGCCUGGUUCGCUGGCUUCUCACCGGCAGCGGCCCUCUAACGAGCAACGUGGGCGAAAUUGCCGCCUUUGUCCGCGCUUCAGACUGGCAGUCGAAGGUCGGUAAGGGCCAGCUGAAUGUUGAGGACUUCAGCUCGGGUGGCAAGUCGGCCGACUCGGCCGACGUUGAGAUCAUUGGCGCUCCCCUGGCCUACAUCGAUCACGGUGCCGGCAAGCCGCCCGGCGGCGAAUCGUGCUACUCGAUGGUUCCCAUUGGUCUUCGCCCUCAGAGCGAAGGAACCAUCACCCUCAAGACAGACGAUGUGUUUGACCAUCCAGCCAUUGACCCCAAGUACUGGACGGUGGAAAACGACGUCAACGUGCUCCUCGUUGGCAUCCGAAUCUGCCUCAAGCUCAUGCGCAGCCCCGCCCUCCAAGAGUACCUCGAGCCGGUCCCGACCAAUGACGACCCAGAGCACUUCUGGUGGCCCUACAGCUCCAGCGACCCCGACGCCAUCACCGACGAGCAGCUCAAGGCGUGGAUGACAAAGACGGCAUUCACCCUCUACCACCCCGUCGGCACGGCCAGGAUGUCACCAAAGGCAGACGAGGGCGUCGUCGACCUCGAGUGCCGCGUCCACGGCAUCGACAAUCUCCGUGUCAUCGAUGCCAGCGUCUUCCCAGCGCAGAUUAGCGGCCACCCCACGGCAGCUGUGAUUGCGAUUGCAGAGAAGAUGAGCGACAUUCUCAAGGGCGGGCAGGCCGGGGCCGCUCAGACGCCUUCAGCUCAUCUCUAGUAUCGGCAUCAGUGCAUUACUUUUCGCCCUUGUUCCUUCUUGAUAUAUGUGAAGCCCUCUGGUCACCGUUUCAAAUUCGAUCUUAUGACACAC